AUGCCCAGUUCACGGUCUAAUAUUAGGGUGGAGGUCACCUUUAAGAACCCCGUAGUCUUUGCUGGUGAGUCUCUGAAUGCCAUAGUCACGUUCAGGAAUAUAUCUGUUGGUGAAUCUGGUCUUGAAGAAGGUGGUAGCUCUGGUUACAGGGGCAAUAAUGGUCAGCAGGGAGGUGGCCAUCAGCGAUAUAAGUCGACAAUCGAUGCCAGUUUAUCACAGAAGCCUCGCCCCCACAGGAAAUUGGGCCGAAGUGCUGACUUGUCAAAUGGAAAAGAUCCUAUAUUAGAGGCCGAUUCUGACAACAACCACUUAAAUGGCAACGGGACUAAAAAUGGUCUGGAAACAGAUCGUGAAGCUGUCAGUGGAAGUGCCCAUGGAAGCGAUGGCGUCCCCACUGAAGCAUCGUCUGGUAUAGACUCGUCGGUGGAUUCUCCAGUUAGAGAGAACAGUAGAGCUGCUCUUGCAGAUGAUGAUGACGACUCCUCGUGGCUUUCUGGUCGUCGAUUAUCUAUGCAAUUGGCCAAUUCGUUUCGAGAGUUCUACAAUGGCGGUAAUAACAGUUCGACUGCUAUCACAAGGUCGUCUACAGGACUGGGGCGCUCGGCUUCAACUGCUACGCGAGGUGGUUCAAAAUUAACCAGAUCUUCGACUGGUGCAGGUGGCAGAUCCGGUAUAAAUGCUUCUGGUGACAAUGGUGCUAUCAGCUAUCAAUCCAGUCUCGCCGCCAGUCGCAAUAAUCUUGCAUUGGCAGGCUCUCAAGGACUCCCGCCAGUAAAUCUCUUGAUGGGAUUUGCUCAAUUGCAAGGAUACUUUCAAGUCGAUGACACGAUAGUGUCGGCGGAGGUAUUUGAACAUGUAAAGACACAGGGAAUUGUCGUUGGUCAUAAUGGAUUAGAGUAUAAGAGUGGUCGUGGUGACACUGGUCUUCUAAGAGGACUGACCUCUGGACUAGGUUCCUUUGGUGGGUUUGGUUCCUUUUUUAAAUCUGACGAUAAUCCGAAUAGUAAUCCCACGGCUCGCCAUGGUGUUUCUAAUUCUGGGUCGGGUGCCAAUAACGGCCCCUCUGAUAUCCCCAUCUUUUCGACCCCGCAGUCGCUACUGUUUGUUGAUUUGAAACUGGCUCCUGGUGAGUCAAAGUCUUUUAGCUAUCAACUCAAUAUUCCAAAGACACUGCCACCGUCUUGUAGAGCGAAAGCCAUCAGCAUUUACUAUAACCUUGUUAUUGGAACCCAGAAGCUCAGUUCGCGUGGAACUCCCGAACCAAAAAUUAUUCUGGUACCAUUCCGAGUGUUUCCCUUUGUCGAUAGUUCUGGUAACCAGCCCAGCCACAACCUUCAUGAUCCAAUUGUAUUAAAGAAAGAUGAGGCCGUCAUUACUCAGCUUAACGAAAGACGACCAAGUGUCAAAAGUUUUGAGGCUCUGGAGCAAAAACAACGAUCGCCUAAUACUAAUCAGGAUAGUCCUGCAUUCAAGAAAUGUAAAGAAGAUUUUACUAAUUAUCUUGAUGACCUCUUAACAAACACUGAACCUCUUUCAGGGGAUACAUCUCUGAGCGAUAUAAAACUAGGCCAAGAAUCGUCUCGUCUCUUACGGCAUCGGUCAUCGCUCCCUGUAGUGGGUGGACAAGAAGAAUAUACAGCACGAGAGAAUAUCGAUUUUUUUAUUAAGUACUAUCAACAGAUACAAGCUCAACAGUCACAAGCAUCUCCCCAACUGGCCCUCGAAAUGCCCAAUUCCGAUUCGCAGUUUGAUCCACCUUCAAUAUCACCCCCACAGUUGCAACCACAAUUAGCACCCGAACUAAAAACAUCAUCGAUGCCCCAGCUAACGUCUCAUAAAGUCAGCUUCGACAUUAACCUCCAUGGUCAUCGUAUUGCAUUUAUUUACCUAUCAAGACCGAUUUAUAGAAUAGGAGAAGAUAUUAUUCUCGUGUUUGAUUUCACCAGUUCUGUUCUAAACUGUCAUCAUAUCACUGCCACAUUAGAGACUACUGAGAAGUUAGGUGCCGAUAUUUCAUUGAAAUCGCCACAAGAAGUCGUGUCCAUAACUCGAAGGAUAUUCUCACACACUGCUAUUUCAACAUUUGCCUCAUCCAGAACAUGUCUUCAGUUUACAAUUCCAUCCACCGGCACGCCACAAUUCAGUACAUCAGACAUUUCGCUGGGAUGGUCAAUCAGAAUCGACUUUAUCACCAGCUCACAUCGCUUGCCAGAUGACCAGCAGUCACUACUCAAGCAUGCAUCACCUCCAUCAGCCUCUUCUACGGUCCUUCGAGCAAAAUCGGCCCUUGCUAGUGAGACUUUUAGUUGUCGUAUCCCUAUUCAGGUGUACCCAACAAAUCAAGAUAUCCGGGCUCUUUUGGACCAUCAUUCCGGUAUGAUGAGUAGACGUUGGGUUAUUUAA
Messenger RNA from Sugiyamaella lignohabitans, 2403 nucleotides. It is a transcript of the gene RGP1, whose product is annotated as Rgp1p. The transcript has a single exon. Gene Ontology annotation, biological process: retrograde transport, endosome to Golgi. Gene Ontology annotation, cellular component: Ric1-Rgp1 guanyl-nucleotide exchange factor complex; Golgi membrane. The coding region runs from base 1 to 2403 and encodes 800 amino acids. Lineage: Eukaryota; Fungi; Ascomycota; Dipodascomycetes; Dipodascales; Trichomonascaceae. The record is from RefSeq and is a predicted model, not a curated record.